AUGUAUCCCAUGGUGCAUACCGAGACUAGAGAUCAAAGGCAACCCCAUAUAGCGCUCAUCGGCGAACAGAGGCUCCAGUCUCUCGACGAGCAGGCUGCUCCUUCGGACGAAGAGGCUGUAGAGGAAAAUUCGAUAAGGAGAAGGCACAGGAGGCCGUUACAUAGGAGGUUUUUUACAUAUGUGAGAGAGGCGUGGACUGGUGUGAAGUCAGCUUUAGAUGUUUUUGCUGACAACGGAUCAGUUAUAGAUCAUGAGAAACCAGCUUCCAACAGCAUGAUGGAAGGUGAAGUCAAAGGUAAUUUUUGCGAUGUUGAAGAACCCUUUUCAUCAGAUGACUCAGUCAAAGAUCUGAAUUAUACCAACGACCCAUCUUCAUCAUCAUCAAGUUCAGACUCAUCUUCAUCAUCAUCAAGUUUAGACUCAUCUGAUGACGAUAAUGAAAAUGAAACGGCUAAUACCGUGAAUUUGCCAGUUGAGGCUGAUACUACAAAAAAAAAGAACGAGAAAGUUCACUACCAAGCGCCUAAGAAACACUGGCAAAGAAUACAAAACUUUGAGAAAGGGAUUAAUAGUUUCAGGACGACAAAUGAAACCACUGUGUGA
Messenger RNA from Psylliodes chrysocephalus, 603 nucleotides. The record is from the annotation of a GenBank genome assembly. Lineage: Eukaryota; Metazoa; Arthropoda; Insecta; Coleoptera; Chrysomelidae.